AUGAUUAGGGUAGUUUCUCGUAGUAAUUUUCCUGCUGAUGGGAUUCAUGGGAGGGUUUUGGUUGAUGGAUAUGUGAGAGAUUGUGUUUUGAUGACUUCUUUGAUGGAGUUGUAUUCGCUGUGUGGGCUAUAUGAUGAUGCAUAUGAGGUGUUUGAUGAUAUGCCUCAGAGAGAAAAUGUAGGGGGCAUCAUGCGCACUUACGAUCUGUGUGUGAAGGGAAUCAGGAAAUUAGACUCUGAGUUUGAUGAUGACAAUACCUGCCCUAAAUCUUAUGAGUGUCGGGUCCGCUUGAUGUCAAUCCUUAAAUACAAGGCUGAUAUGAUCAAGGCAGAGAUGGUAAAUGGAGUGUUCAAGGUUACUAUUCCUAAGGUUAAGAUUGAGGAGAGGAUGGACAUUGAGCUCGUUCCAGCUAACUGA
This is a messenger RNA of Spinacia oleracea (spinach), 417 nucleotides long. RefSeq names its product small heat shock protein, chloroplastic-like. The record is from RefSeq and is a predicted model, not a curated record. Bases 1 to 417 code for a protein of 138 amino acids. Gene Ontology annotation, molecular function: protein binding. Lineage: Eukaryota; Viridiplantae; Streptophyta; Magnoliopsida; Caryophyllales; Amaranthaceae. The transcript is spliced from 3 exons.